This is a messenger RNA of Lithohypha guttulata, 789 nucleotides long. RefSeq lists its product as uncharacterized. The transcript has a single exon. The record is from RefSeq and is a predicted model, not a curated record. NCBI's taxonomy places the organism in Eukaryota, Fungi, Ascomycota, Eurotiomycetes, Chaetothyriales, Trichomeriaceae. Bases 1 to 789 code for a protein of 262 amino acids.
AUGAAACUCAACAUCCAGGUCUUGCAGCCUCACCAGCUGCUUGAUCCAGCCAACAAGACCCUUCUGCACAACAUCAAUGAUUUGAUCAAUGAUGCAUACAGCAUACAUGGUCAUCCGGAGCUCGACGGUUCAUAUCACUACCAAGCGCUCUACAAAGAAAGACGUAUAACAUGCGAGGAUCAGCUUGUGCACGAGUUGGGAGAAAGUGGUUCAAUAGCUGUUUGUACAGACAAUGACUUGAAUGAAGUCCCAGAGAUGGUGCAUAGGAUAGAGAAGGCCAACGUUUACUAUCCUAGCAAAUAUGGGCAGGUUGUAGCCGUCGCAAGCCUGAAGCCUUGGGGUGGGAAGAAGACAGUGCUAUUCGCCAAAGCUCGACAGUUGGCUCGCGAAGGUAACGGGGCAUCCUCUGUCAACGACAUUGACCUUGCAAGAUUAUCGCAGCAGGAGCUAGCUCAACAGGAGCACAAGUCGGGGACAUGGGACUGGGAAGUAUCUGCUUGCGCUUGCGUCAAUUAUCCCCGUUAUCGCCGGCAGGGUCUCAUGGUACAAAGUCUCGAUGCGUUGUUAGAUAAGUUGACUCGUCGACACAACGAAUUGAAAGCUGCUGGGGAUCCUCGUGGUAGUUUGCAGAUCAAGCUCUGGUCUUCUGCAUUGGUGGACAGUGACAAUCCACAAUACUGGCUGCGCAGAGGGUUUGUGGAUGAAGGAGAGCCUGAUCUCGCGCCUGCUGGCUUGUGGUCUAGUGUGAGGGACUUUGAGAUACAGACCCUGAGUAAGGUCUUGGAGUGA